UGGCGAAAAAUGAGAUGUUUUGUGGACAACCAGCUUAAAAAAAAGGCUUGAAAAUAAAAGACCUCCCAAGUUUUGUGACCAAUUGGGGCUCAACUCAAUUAUUUAACCGUUUGCUUUUUACUUGACAGAAUGAUAUCAGUCUCACUUCUGUUAUUCUCAGCAGCAUAUCGAGGAUUCAUCAUGAAAAAAAUAAAUACAGAGAACAAUAAUUAAAACAUUUGCUGAAGGAACCAACUGCUUCAAACUGUUAGAGCAACAUAGCGCGCAUCAUAAAUUAGUGGUUGCAAGUGGACAGCGAUUUUGCACACCUCGUCUUUGUAGCACCAUAUAUGUCUACAUGCUGCCUACAUGCACACCAAAUGCACACAUUUUGUGGAAGCGCACGUGUUCUUGCUGGUGCUUGAGGUGAAUUCAGAGUAUUUGAGAAUUAGGGGGUCAUAGACUCUCAGUUUUCGUACGCUUCCAUCAUGAAUUAAUUGUCUAUGAAGCACAGAAGCUGAAGCUUAGAAAAAGUACGAAGCACAGCCACAGGAUAUGAUGGUCUGGGGUAGCCAGUGAGCAUUAUCUUGUACCACUUAAACCAAGCUGUUGUUGUUGUUGUUACAUAGUUCAAGAUGACUGGCUCAGGCAAAAUGAAGAAAAAGUACGCCUCGGGCGAGGCGUCCUGGUACAUGACUAGGAAGCAGGCGCUGGACAAGCUGCAGGUGAACCUGCGCGACUUCCGGCGGCUCUGCAUCCUCAAAGGCAUCUACCCCCGAGAGCCCAUCAAACGCACUCGUGCACAGAAGGGCUCCACAGAGAAGAAGACGCUCUACUACAAGAAGGAUAUACAGUUCCUGCUGCAUGAGCCGCUCAUCUGGAAAAUGUGGGAUAUGAAGGCGAGGCACAAGAAGAUUCAGAAGUCGAAGGGCAAACGCGACUUCGAGGGCGCCCAGCGGCUGAACAAGGGUCGCCCCAAGUACGACCUCGACCACCUCGUCAAAGAAAGGUACCCGACCUUCUCAGACGCGCUGAACGACCUGGACGACCCGCUGUCGCUCUGCAGCCUGUUUGCCAUCAUGCCGACCGUCAGUAAGCUAUCAGAGGCGCUGGUGUCCGACUGCCGCCGACUCACUGUCGAAUUCAUGCACUAUGUGAUCGAGUCGCGGGCAUUGCGGAAGGCGUUCAUCUCCAUCAAGGGCUACUACUUCCAGGCGGAGGUACAGGGCAUCGCCGUCACGUGGGUGAUGCCGCACCACUUCGUCUACAUGCGGCCGGAGAACGUGGACAUGAAGGUGAUGGCCAUCUUCUCCGAGUUUUACACCACGCUGCUGGGCUUCGUCAACUACCGGCUGUACCACUCGCUGAACCUCAUGUACCCGCCCAAGCUGGCCCUCACAGGAGCGACCCCCACAGACACGUGUAUGUCCACCCGGGAGCUGGAUGACGAGCGGGUGGCCGCUCUCAACACGCCUCUGGCGCGCGCCCGGCUGCCCGAUGACGCCGAUGACGCCGACGAUGACGCCGAGCUGGCGCUGAUGGCGGCGGCCGCUGGCGAGGAGCUGGAGGAGGUGCGCCGGCGCCGCCAGCGCACCCGCCGCCUCCAGAGGCUGUUCGCCGGGUGUCGGGUGUUCAUCGGACGAGAGGUGCCCCGUGAGCCGAUGGUAUUUGCCAUCCGUGCGCUGGGCGGCACGUGCUCGUGGGACGCCUCGUGUGCGCCGGGCGCCACGUACUCGGAGACUGACGAGACCAUCACCCACCAGCUCAUCGAUCGGGCCAUGCCGCAGGGCGCCAAAAAGUACACCUCAAGGUACUACGUGCAGCCUCAGUGGGUGUUUGACUCGGUCAACUGCGGCGACCUGCGGCCCGUACAGCUCUAUUUCCCCGGCGUCGAGCUGCCGCCGCACCUGUCACCGUUCAAGGAAGAGGAGGUCACCUGGGGAGAGUACGUCCCGCCCGACAAACUCAAACUGCUCGGUCAGCUGCAGGGCACGGAGCAGGCGGCGGCGGAGGACGGGGUCGGGGACAACCCGUCCUCAGACGAGGACGCAGACGAGGACCAGGAGUCAGCCGACGAGAAACAGGAGGACGAGGACAAUGAGGAGUCGGACGGAGAGGAGGAGGACAGCGACGGAGGCGAGGAGAUGGAGGACGAGUCCGCCGAGGAUUCGGCCAAGGCCAAAAUGAAGGUGACUCCCGGAAAGAUCGAGAAGGUGGACGACCGCAAAGACAAGAUGAAGGAGAGCAAGGAGGACUUUUGGAUGCGCGCCAGGAUGAUCAAGAAAAAGGACAAGCACCGGUUCUACAAGCUGCUGAAGCGGAAGAAGCUGAUGCAAGAGGAGGCGCGCCUGCUGACCAAGAAGCGGCAGAUCGUGGAGAAGGAGAUGGCCGAGCGGAAGCGACAGGAGAAGAAGCAGAUGAAGACGGCGCUGGCGCAGACGUAGCUGGAGGAACUGGGGCCGCUCCGGCGGCCGGCGCGGUCCGCUCGUAUUCGAGCUGGAUUGCUGGGGAUCUGGAGAGGUUUUGCGCUGCUUUUGUGAUGGACAGACUGUUGCUCGCCACAUUUGUACAAUGAUGAGUGAAUAUAUCGUCUCGUAAAGGUGA
This is a messenger RNA of Amphibalanus amphitrite, 2583 nucleotides long. Its product is annotated as pescadillo homolog. Gene Ontology annotation, cellular component: PeBoW complex; nucleolus. Gene Ontology annotation, molecular function: RNA binding. Gene Ontology annotation, biological process: ribosome biogenesis; maturation of LSU-rRNA from tricistronic rRNA transcript (SSU-rRNA, 5.8S rRNA, LSU-rRNA). The transcript is spliced from 14 exons. The record is from RefSeq and is a predicted model, not a curated record. Lineage: Eukaryota; Metazoa; Arthropoda; Thecostraca; Balanomorpha; Balanidae. The coding region runs from base 615 to 2423 and encodes 602 amino acids.